This is a messenger RNA of Tetranychus urticae (two-spotted spider mite), 500 nucleotides long. The record is from RefSeq and is a predicted model, not a curated record. Lineage: Eukaryota; Metazoa; Arthropoda; Arachnida; Trombidiformes; Tetranychidae.
UUGAAUCUUCACUUUACACAGCAAAUAUGAAGUUACAUUCACCAAGCUGUUUCGUUUAUUUUUUGUGUCUUUUGUGUCAAAGUAACCUUUUAUUUGUUUCAUCGCUUCCUCUACAAGUUACAUCCGCAUUACCAACUUUAUUAACAAAGGUGAACUCAUUGAUUCCACAUAAUUUUAAAACAACUGAAUGGUCAAGAAUUGACAAAUUUGAACCCAGAUUUUUGUCUAUUUGCCCUGUCUGUGAAGAUAAAAAUAAAAUUUCUUUCUCCGAGAGGCUUUUUUGGGAUGCUGUUGAGCAAGUCUUCAAAGCCCGUAAUAUCGUAGUUGGAACGAUUUCACGCCCUCUCAAUUGGUCAACUGAUACAUUUUUCACUGGUUUGGAAACAAUAUAUGCACUUGGUUUGCGACUCUUCCAUAAAGCAAGGGAAAUGUUCAAGUCUAAAUGUGAACUAGAUUCUAGCUGUGAACGGGAUUAACCUUUGUAGUCGAAUGUAAUUUCC